UUUGCCCCAGAACCUUCCAAAGGAGACGCAGUUAAGUCGUACACUUUUUGUUCCUGUUGUACUUUUCGGCAGCUCCUCUCCACCAUGCCAGAGCCCUCUAAGUCCGCUCCUGCCCCGAAGAAGGGCUCCAAGAAGGCGGUGACCAAGGCGCAGAAGAAGGACGGCAAGAAGCGCAAGCGCAGCCGCAAGGAGAGCUACUCGGUGUACGUGUACAAGGUGCUCAAGCAGGUGCACCCCGACACCGGCAUCUCGUCCAAGGCCAUGGGCAUCAUGAACUCGUUCGUGAACGACAUCUUCGAGCGCAUCGCGGGCGAGGCCUCGCGCCUGGCGCACUACAACAAGCGCUCGACCAUCACGUCCCGGGAGAUCCAGACGGCCGUGCGCCUGCUGCUGCCCGGGGAGCUGGCCAAGCACGCCGUGUCGGAGGGCACCAAGGCGGUCACCAAGUACACCAGCGCCAAGUGAGUUCGCACACCGCGGAGCGGUAGCCUCAGCCCACACCACAAAGGCUCUUUUAAGAGCCACUCCCUCCUCCAAAGAGAACUGGCACUCGCAUAUUUUAUCGUGCACAUUUAUUUGUUGCACAAAAUAGUUUCUAUGUUUCAUACGUCUUGUUUGAAAGUACUUUGCAAUUCACGAGCAUAUAAAGAAGGUUACUUUUUUCUUCCCCAAAAAUAGCCCACUCUGUAAGUGCGUGUACCUGGCGAAAUUUAGUUAGACACUGCAUAAUCUACCAGUGUCCCUUAUUAAUGGGGCACUAGACAUCAAGACAUGGAGAGUACUCAUUUAAGAUUUUUCUUUUGAAAGCGAUGCUGUUUCUCCCCUAUUUGAAUUUGCCAAAUGUUAGGAAAGAAAAGCAAAAGCCAGAACCCCAUUCGUGAAUCCUACGCGUCAAUCAGGGCUGAGUUGGUUCAAUAGCCAAUCCAGACGCUGCGCGGGCAAUUUGAAAAUUAGCUACCGGUUUCUUUGACUAGUUGGGAGACUGAGGCGGGGCUGUUGGUGGGGGACCUUUACCAGUCAACCCAUCCUUUACUUUGUGGAAUUCACUCUCUAGGACAAGUUGGUUCCUGCUCUCCUUUCUUGGUGUGGUCCACAUGAUGCUUUCUUUCUCUGUCACUCUCACUUCAUAUGUCUCUACUAAGUGGAAUAAAUUUGAAAAGGAAAGGAGAAAGAAGAGCCGUUCCACUAUCCCUCAACCCAGACUGCCUCUGGACAGUUUUAUUUGCCGAAAGUUUAAUGAUAACUUUUAUUCAGUUAGUGUACUCCAGUAACUUAACUAAUUGAUUUAUGGGUGUUUAAGUGAGAAUAUUCUGCGCACGUGCAACAGGAAACAUACAAGAAUAGAGCAACAAUAUUAACAGCGAGCUCGUGUUUACGGUAAAAAGGAUAAACUCUAAGAUUGAGGUAUGUUCACAGGAUGCUUAUCAUACAGAGGAACGUCAGUAUUAGCUUCAUGAUAGCAUUUUAUAAAUGUAAAAAAAAUGAUAUCACUUUUUUAGAGGUUAAAAAAAACACCCCAAAUUAUAUAGUGUUUAAGUGUAUUUAGAAGCAUGUAUAUGAUAAUAAACUUUUAAAAGGAGACAUUCAUAAAUACAUUUUUAAAAAUAUCCAGCAGUGGCCCCUGGUAAUAAAAACAGGGAAGUGGAAUGGGGAAAGCCACAGAGGUAAGGACAAAUAGCUGCAAGCAUUUUAUUUUGGAGGUUAGAAGUUUGGCCUGUGUGUUUGAUAUAAUUUGCUUGCUUUAUACGUUACAUGUAUAUUAUCUAUGUUCCCUUCAUGUAUCAAAUAUUGUACUGCAGAUAGUGAAAGUAAACAUGUAAAAAUAACUUCCAAGCCAUGUAACUUGUAUUCAGAAAAAUGUGUAAAUGAGAACCCUGUACUUAGUAGUGCUUCUCCAGAUUUUAUUUCUUUUAGAGAGAAGGAAAGGGAAAAGAAGACUGACAGACCAUUAAAAAGGCCCAUGGAUUCAGUAAGCUCAUUCUUUUGGUUAACAUUCAUUCAGCAUCCAACCUCCAGAUAUCUUUGCUCCUGAUUCUGCAGACUUCUAGGAAGUUCUUGGGGGAUCCUGGUGGGACUUCAGUUGGUUUCUUCACAUUAUUUGAUGUAUUGAAUCUGCAUGUAGCACAAAACUGGUAGAAUUCAUGCUUCAUGAAAUUCAGCUAAUGAAAUGCUCUUUCCCCUGCUUCAGCAGCUACCUAAAUCCCCAGUGAGCCUCCAAAGCUGGCUGUAGUCUGUUUCCCGCUGGAGCCUGGAGAAUAAGGCCUGGGUAAAACUAGACUUCCUUUAGUUCCUCCAGCUCUUGUAAACCUCACAUCUGCACAGCCUCUCCCAGAAUCUCCGUGCCAUCUCUCUGUGGUGUCUAUGUGCAUAGGUAUUUUGUAUGUCAUACAUUACAGGUGUGGGUGUGCAUCCCUCCAUCAUUUUGUUAGAACAGGCAUUGUACUUUUUUUUUUCAGUUAUAUAUCUUCUCCCACUUCUUACCACCAACAUAUUUGAGGAGGGUAAAUUCACUCUAUGUUUAUUUAAUGAUUCUUUAUGGCACAGGUGACUUUCAACUUCUGUCAAUGUAGUCAGCAGCAAAUUGGUCUAACCAGUUAUCCAGAAUGAGGGAAGCAGCGGAUACAAUCCAGGAGAGGAAAUGAAAAUGAUUUAGAGGGGUUAAGUUUUCUAAGUAUAUUCUCUAGCCAGGAUGAAGAUGACAGAGGCUACUGCUUAUUAAAAUUACACAGGGAAGUCACAGGCAUAUAUAAUAAGUUUUGGUUAUCAGGACCUACAUGAGAGACUUGGAAUUGUCAGAAGGGAAGAAGUCUAGAGGAAUGCAGGGGUAGGGUGGCUAAAAUCUGUGCAGAAUGGAGAAACAUACAGAAGGAAUUUGUGAUCUCUCAAAAGAUUUAUGUAUCAGCAUCAUUGGUCUCCAUUAUUUAGAAAGUCAAAAUUCUGGAAACACACAAAGAAAGGAACAAACAAACAAAUCCCAAAUCAAAAGAACUCAAGGGUAGAUUUUUGUGUUAUUUGCAUCUUGGUGACCCCAGUGCCUAACCUUUUGUUGCUGAAUAAUCUUGAUGAAUUGAUGACAUUUCUUACCACCCAGCUUGGGAAACUGAUUUCCCCUAACUUAAAAUAGGAUGUUGCUUCAUUGUUUUAUUCUGGAAUUCAUACCUGGUAUCUUCAAUAAUUUAUAUAAAUUGUUUCAAGUA
Marmota monax (woodchuck) is the source of this 3197-nucleotide messenger RNA. RefSeq names its product histone H2B type 1-K. Gene Ontology annotation, molecular function: DNA binding; structural constituent of chromatin; protein heterodimerization activity. The transcript has a single exon. Lineage: Eukaryota; Metazoa; Chordata; Mammalia; Rodentia; Sciuridae. The record is from RefSeq and is a predicted model, not a curated record. Gene Ontology annotation, cellular component: nucleosome. Bases 85 to 465 code for a protein of 126 amino acids.